Molecule: messenger RNA, 1251 nt
Organism: Neolamprologus brichardi
Lineage: Eukaryota; Metazoa; Chordata; Actinopteri; Cichliformes; Cichlidae
Gene: hmgb1b
Product: high mobility group box 1b
Biological process (GO): regulation of transcription by RNA polymerase II
Cellular component (GO): nucleus
Molecular function (GO): DNA binding
Source: RefSeq, a predicted model, not a curated record
GUGUCCAAUAAGAUACUCCAAGGAGUUGGCGGCAGCCAAUGUCCGACAGCCGGUGCCCAACACACAGAAUAAACACAGACGGAUUCUCGCAGCCAAAAGACCGCGCACUGACGGUGCUUUUCGUCCCAUUGUUUGAGACGUACCGACGUGCGGCUGGCCUCAUAUAGCGCUGUAGGGUAAGCCAAAAUGGGGAAGGAUCCAAAGAAGCCGAGGGGCAAAAUGUCCUCAUAUGCCUACUUUGUGCAGACAUGCCGGGAGGAGCAUAAGAAGAAACACCCUGAUGCCAGUGUCAACUUCUCAGAGUUCUCCAAGAAAUGCUCUGAGCGAUGGAAGACAAUGUCACCAAAAGAGAAAGGCAAGUUUGAAGACAUGGCCAAGCAAGACAAGUUGCGUUAUGAGCGGGAAAUGAAGAAUUACGUGCCUCCCAAGGGCCAGAAGAAGAAGCGAUUCAAGGACCCCAAUGCCCCCAAGAGACCACCGUCUGCAUUUUUCCUCUUCUGUGCAGAUUUUCGCCCAAAAAUAAAAAGUGAAAAUCCAGGCCUUUCCAUUGGGGACACAGCAAAGAAGUUGGGAGAGAUGUGGAAUAGCUCAUCUGCGGAAGAAAAGCAGCCAUAUGAGAAGAAGGCUGCCAAGUUGAAGGAGAAAUAUGACAAGGAUAUUGUUGCUUACCGCACAAAGGGAAAAGUGGAUUCAGGACCAGCUGCUGCAGCUGAUGAUGAUGAUGAUGACAAUGAAGAAGAAGAAGAGGAAGGAGAAGAAGAAGAGGAAGAUGAGGAUGAUGAUGAUGAGUAGCUCACUUGGGGAUGGGACCUGCAGUUUUGUUUAUGCCAUAUAUCCUUAUAUCUCAAUUCACCAUCUUGAAAAACCGAAGUCAGAUUGACCAAGAUCAUGUGUAUAUUUGAUGUUUUUAAGAUGUACAGUGUUAUUCUCCUUUUCUUUUUCUUUUGUUUUUUUUGUAAAGUCAACACUACAUAUCUUACGUUUGGAAUUUUCUAGUGGUAGUACUUUACCCCUGCCAUAUUAUGUAACAGUCUAGGAGGACUACAAAUAAGUAUGAAAGUAACUAGUCUUUAGGUGUUCCAACUCAAAAAUGAGAUUUCUGAGUUGCUAGUGUAUUUUUGUUUAUUUUGAAAAAUAUUUUUUUAUGUGCUGUCCCAAUGUCUUUUUAUUGUUCUUUGAAUACCACUCUAAUAUCAAAUGCAGCUGUCGACAUUCAAGAAUGUCUUCAAUAAAGGUCGUUUUUUUUUUUUU